Molecule: messenger RNA, 900 nt
Organism: Tupaia belangeri chinensis (Chinese tree shrew)
Lineage: Eukaryota; Metazoa; Chordata; Mammalia; Scandentia; Tupaiidae
Product: vegetative cell wall protein gp1-like
Exons: 2
Coding region: 1-900 (299 amino acids)
Biological process (GO): regulation of sensory perception of pain
Molecular function (GO): endopeptidase inhibitor activity
Source: RefSeq, a predicted model, not a curated record
AUGAAGCCACUGUCUUUGAUUUUGGGCCUUUGUGCUCUAGUAGCCUAUUUCUCGCCUGGAGAGAGUCACAGAGGCCCCUGGGGACCAUAUCAACCUAGACCACAGCUUCCUCCAGCACCUAAUCCUUUUGGCCCACCACUUGUUCAACCACCUCGUCCUCCACCCUAUGGCCCAGGAAGAAUUCCUCCACCCCCUCCUCCCUAUGGCCCAGGGAGAAUUCCUCCACCCCCUCCUCCCUAUGGCCCAGGGAGAAUCCCUCCACCCCCUCCUCCCUAUGGCCCAGGGAGAAUCCCUCCACUCCCUCCUCCCUAUGGUCCAGGGAGAAUCCCACCACCCCCUCCUCCUCCCAGUGGUCCAGGGAGAAUUCCACCACUCCCUCCUCCUCCCCCUUUUCAUCCAGGUUAUCAAUAUCCACCUUUCAAACCAAUCCCCUAUCCACCUGGACCUCCACCAUCCCCUGGAUAUCCUACAAUUUCUCCUCCCUUCCCUACUCCUGCACCCCAAAUACAAACAACUACUACGACAAGUGCCACCACAACAACAGGUGCUACUACUGCUGCAAUAAGCAGCACUCCCACUACAACAGGCACCACUUCCGCUACUACAGGUGCCUCUACUGCUACAACAGGCGCCGCUCCCACUACACCAGGUACCACUACUGCUACAACAAGUGCUGCUCCCACUACAACAAGCGCCACUACUGCUACAACAAGUGCUGCUCCCACUACAACAAGCGCCACUACUGCUACAACAAGUGCCGCUCCCACUACACCAAGCACCACUACUGCUACAACAGUCACCACUACCACUGCAACUACUGCUUCUACUACCCAAAAUACAACUUCCAAAAGUACUCAGAGCUUCUGGGAUAAAAUCCUUUCUAUUUGGGGAUUAAGAUAA